AUGCCGAUAUUCCGUUUGCCAUUUCUUUUAUUUGUUCUUCACUCCGUUGGUCUGGUCGUGGCUUCACGGAAUUCCAGUUCAUGGCUGACGUUAACUGGAAAUGCACCUUUAGUCAUAGCUAGGGGUGGCUUUCCAGGGAUCUUUCCUGAUUCCAGCUUUGCUUCCUACCAGCUGGCACUGAAUACUAGUUUAUCUAAUGUGAUUCUGUGGUGUGAUGUACAACUGACAAAGGAUGGAGCUGGGAUAUGCUUUCCCAACAUCAAGCUGGAGAACUCUUCUGACAUUUCUUCUGUUUUCAGAAAUAGUAGGAUCUACCUUGUCAAUGGCCAAUCCACUAGAGGAUGGUUUUCUGUGGACUAUACCCUGGAUGACUUAAAAAGUGUCUACUUAAUGCAGGGAAUUUACUACCGAACUAACAAAUUCGAUGGUAAUCGUUACAAUAUUCUUACUGUUGAAGAUGUGGCAAUUAAACUAAAACCGCCAGGCUUAUGGUUGAAUAUUCAGUAUGAUGCAUUCUACAGGCAACACAAGUUGAGCAUGAGAAGCUACAUUCUUUCAGCAUCUAGACGUUUUGUCAUUAAUUACAUCUCAUCACCGGAGGUGGCCUUCCUGAGCACCAUUGCAGAGCGAUUUAAAGGAAGCAAAACCAAACUCAUCUUCCGCUUUCUAGGAUCUGAUGAGAUUGAGCCUUCGACUAACCAGACUUAUGGUUCACUUUUGAAAAAUCUAAAAUUUAUCAAGAAAUUUGCCUCUGGAAUCCUUGUUCCCAAGAACUACAUAUGGCCUGUAAACACAGCUUUAUACCUACAACAUCAUACCUCCAUUGUGUCAGAUGCUCAUAGGGAAGGCCUGGAAGUGUUUGCGUCAGAUUUUGCAAAUGACGUAGUGUUUAGCUACAAUUACAGCUACAAUCCACUCGCUGAGUACCUCUCUUUCAUUGACAAUGGUGAUUUCUCUGUUGAUGGUGUCCUGUCCGAUUUCCCUGUAACUCCAUCGGCAGCCAUAGAUUGUUUUUCUCAUAUAAGCAACAAAAGUUCAGGAAAAGCAAUGCCAAUUGUUAUCUCACAUAAUGGUGCUAGUGGAGUAUAUCCCGGUUGCACUGAUCUUGCAUAUAAGCAAGCUGUUGAAGAUGGUGCUGAUGUUAUUGACUGUUCUGUUCAAAUGACAAAGGAUGGAAUUCCCAUAUGCUUAGGCUCUAUAGAUCUUUUAUAUGGCACAACAGUUGCUCAAUCACAAUUCAACUCUCGUUCUUCUAAUAUUCCAGAGAUUCAGGAAACCCCUGGAAUUUUCACCUUCAGCCUCACCUGGAAAGAGAUACAAAGCUUGAAGCCGGCCAUAAGAAAUCCAUUCAUGGAUUAUAAUUUGUUCCGGAAUCCUGCAUAUAAAAAUGCAGGAAGCUUCUUAUCAUUGGAUGACUUUCUGGCCUUUGCAAAAAGCAAAUCACUUUCUGGAGUCUUGAUCAGCAUAGAGAAUGCAGCCUAUAUUGUGGAGAAUCUGGGGUUAAGUGUAAUUGACGCAGUGGUUGAUGCUUUAAAGAAGUCUGGCCAUAAUAACCAAACCAACCAGAAGAUUAUGAUCCAGUCUACUAACAGCUCUGUUUUAAUCAAGUUCAAAGAGAAAACCAAUUACCAGUUGGUGUACAAAAUUGAUGAAGUUAUCCGUGAUGCCGAUAAAGCAUCCAUCAUGGACAUCAAACAAUUUGCCCAUUCUUUGGUGAUCAGAAAGUCAUCCAUAUUUCCUCUCAAUAGCGCCUUCCUCACUGGUGUCACUAAAAUUGUAUCGAAGCUACACUCAUUCAAUCUCACCGUUUAUACAUCUGUAUUCAGGAAUGAAUUUGUAUCUUCUGCCUGGGACUUCUACUCAGACCCGGUUGUUGAGAUUAAUUCAUUUGUCAUGGGAGCUGGGAUUGAUGGAGUCAUUACUGACUUCCCAGGAACAGCUAUAAUGUACAGAAAGAACCGAUGUUUAAACAGGGGAGAUAAUAUACCCAGUUACAUGAGACCUGUUCAGCCAGGCAAUCUCUUUCAAGCCAUUUCUGCUGAGUAUUUGCCACUGGCAGAGGCUCCUAGCCCUGUCCUGACAGACUCUGAUGUGGCUGAGCCUCCUCUGCCUCAUGUUAUAAAGAAACCAUCAAGGAGUGGGCCUGCUGCAUCUCCAAUGCUCAGUGCGUGGUCGCCCAUCGCUGCCCCUUCCUCCCAUCUCUAGGGACCAAUUAGUAUCCAUUUCAUGGAUCCAUGUUGGCAAUAUGAUAUAGUUGCAUUUCUUCACUACCUUAAAACCAGGAUUAGGAGUAUCUAUUUCAUGGAUCUAUGGUGUAAUCAGUAUAUAGCCGAGUUAAGUGGACCAGCAAUAUGAGCAAUUUGACUCUGCAUCAAAUAUCUAAUAAAUGAAAACGUUG
Molecule: messenger RNA, 2398 nt
Organism: Nelumbo nucifera (sacred lotus)
Lineage: Eukaryota; Viridiplantae; Streptophyta; Magnoliopsida; Proteales; Nelumbonaceae
Product: glycerophosphodiester phosphodiesterase GDPDL4-like
Biological process (GO): lipid metabolic process
Molecular function (GO): glycerophosphodiester phosphodiesterase activity
Source: RefSeq, a predicted model, not a curated record